Molecule: messenger RNA, 828 nt
Organism: Entamoeba histolytica HM-1:IMSS
Lineage: Eukaryota; Evosea; Mastigamoebida; Endamoebidae
Exons: 2
Coding region: 1-828 (275 amino acids)
Source: RefSeq, a predicted model, not a curated record
AUGAGUAAUUCAAGUAAAUCAGAAGAACACCUUGGAAUUGAGGAUCUUUUAUCUCUUGAAAACCCAACUCCAGACGUCAUAUUUUGUUUAAAUACUGAUCACAUAACAAAAAUUAAACAAACGAUAAUAGCUAUUCCCUACAUUAAUUUUGUGUUAAAUGAACAUUAUCAAGAAGUUUUAUCAGCAAAUGAUUUCCAGUCAAUGUGUCUUCAAUUAAAUUUAUUAAAGAAAAGAAUCAUUGCUAACACAUACCUAGAAUCAAAAAUUAAAAAGAAAUUAUUUUUAACAUUUGUUCAUCACAUUAAUCAAUUCUUUGAUAAUUAUGGAGAUGCUUCUCAAUUACAUAAUGUGUCACAAUUACAACCACUUCCUCUUCCAGUACAAACAGAAUUUCCUCUAAUUCAACCACCACAAGAAGGAAUUCUUUUAAAUCAACCAAUGGCAUCAUUACCUGUGAUAAAUUCACAAUAUCCAAUGGUAAAUUAUCCAAUGACUGUAGUUGAUUAUAACCAAUACCCACUUGUAAAAUCUGAAUCUCAACUCAAUGACUAUUUAUCACUUAAUCAAUCAAAAGUAAAUUACAUAGAAACAGAUUAUUCCCAAUUAACAUCAAUGCCUACACAAAUUACUCCUUUAAUUCAUCCUACUGAUACUUCUUUAACUAAACUACGAACUAACUUAAUACAAGAACUUCAAAACGCUUCUUCUCAAAUAUUAGGGGCAAUUGCACAAAAAUAUAAACCAGGUGAAGAUGAUGUUGUUAUUGAUAUAGAUACAUUAACAAUUGAUGAUAUUAAUAAUAUCCUUAUUCAAAUACAACAACAAUGA